AUGCAGAAGAGGGAGGCGGCAGCGGCGGAGGACGACGCGCCGACGGUGAAGAAGACGAAGCUGUUGCUGGGGCUGAAGGAUGAGGUGAUCAAGCUCAAGCUGACGGUGAGCGAGGAGCAGGCCGAACGCGAAAAGAUCAGCGAAUGGCUCAAGACCACCCUCCGCCCCUCGCUCCAGCGCAUGAACACCAACGUCUCCUCCAAGUUUGAGGAGCUCGAGGCCGAACUCGCCCAGGAGGUCGCCAAUCGCUCCAAAAUCAACGAAUGGCUCAAGGUGAAGCUGGGUCCUGAGCUGGAGGAGGUCGAGCUGCUGGUGGUGAAGAAGCUGCUGGUGGAGCGCGAGCAGUGGGAGCGCGAGAAGCGGGACCAGCAGCGGGAGGAGCUCGCCCAGCUGGAGCGCACGUGGACCAAGAAGUUCGAUGACGAGCGCGACAAGCUCCGCGAGACCAUCGCCGCCUCCGUCUCGGCCGCCUCCGCCUCCGUCGCCGCCGCCGCCGCCACCGGCAACAGCGCCACCACCAGCGGCAAGGUGGUCAAGGAGGGGCUGGGCCGCGACGAGGUGGAGGACAUUGUGCGCCGCAAGGUGGCCGACGUGCGGUACGAGGCCCUGCAGGAGUCGCUCAAGCGCGAGGAGGAGGUCAAGCGCGGCCUCGAGGAGCGCUGGCGGAAGGACCUCGUGGCCAAGGACGACGAGUGGCGCCGCCGGCAGGACGAGUGGGAGCGGCGCGUCGAGGAGGAGCGCCGGCGGUGGCAGGAGAUGACCCACGCCCUCCUCCAGCAGCAGGUCCAGGCCGCCGCGGCCGUCGCCCCAGCGGCUGCGCCUGCCGUCGUGUCGGCCACGCCCGUCAAGGCGGCUGGCAGGGCCGGCGAGGUGGGAGAGUGGCUGCGCAGCUGCGGGUGCGAGCGCUACGCCGAUGACUUUGUGGUCAACGGCUACGACUCGCUCCUGGUGGUCCAGCAGCUGGAUUCGGCCGAUCUCGACACCAUCGGCGUCACGCUCCCCGGUCACCGGAAGGUGCUUCUCGCGGCUGUGUCCAAGCUGAGCGGACACUCGGUCGCGCCCACCGCAUCAUCGGCGCCCAACGGUUCCGCGGUCGCGGCGUCGUCGACGCCGGUCAAGUCCCCGCAGCGUGCCAGGCGCACCGAGGACAAGGGCGACAUCUUCGCCGAGAAGAGCCCCGCUUCCCCGGCUUCGACUUCGGCGACCUCGCCCAGCCGCAAGUCGGUCGACGCCCCGACUGCUGCCGCUGCGGUCACCCCGCCCGCGGCCUCUUCGCCGGCGCCCAAGGAGGACUCGUCGUCGUUCUCGAUCUUCUCGCCGCUGAAGAGCCUGCUGGGCAUCAGCGAAGAGGAGGAGCGCGCCAAGGAGCUCGAACGCAAGCGCCGGGAGGAGGCCGCGGCGAGGGCGCGCGGUCGAGGCCGUGGCGGCCGUCGCCCUGCCACCACCACGCCCACGCCCGCUCCCGCUGGAUCCCAGGCCACGAGCCGCGACGCGGAAGCCGCCCAGAAGGCCAAGGCCGAGGCCGAGUCCGAGGCGGCCCGCAAGCGCGAAGCCGAGGCGAAGGAGCGCGAGGAGCGCGAGAAGUGGAUCGCCGAGGACAAGGCCCGCGACGAGCGGGAGAGGCGUGAGCGCGAGGAGCGCGACAGGAUCGAGCGCGAGGAGAGGGAGAAGCGCGAGCGCGAGGAGCGCGACAGGAUCGAGCGCGAGGAACGCGAGAAGCGCGAGCGGGAGGACAAGGAGAGGCGCGAGCGCGAGGAGAGGGAGAGGGAGGAGAGGGAGAAGCGCGAGAGGCUGGCCAGCGAGGAGCGGGAGAGGCGGGCGCGCGAGGAGGACGAACUGCGCGCGAGGCAGGACAGAGAGAAGGAGGAGAGGGAGCGGAAGGAGAAGGAGCACCGGGAGCGCUUCGAGAGGGAGCGACGGGAGCAGCGGGAGAAGGAGCAGCGCAAGCGCGAGGAACGCGAGAGGCGCGAGCAGGAGGAGCGCGACGAGGCCGAACGCGAGCAGCGGAAGGCCCGCGAGGCGCAGGAGCAGGAGGAGCGCGACUACCAGCUCCUCAAGGCCCGCUUCGAAGAGGAGGAGCGCGAGAGGCUCGAAGAGGAGGCCCGCCAGAAGGAGCGCGAGGAAACCGAAAAGCCGCCGGCCGCCGCUGCUGCGGCGCCAGCAGGCGGAAGGGGAAGGGGCAGAGGAGGCCGUGGCCCGCUGCCGCAGGUGCGCGGACGCGGCAGAGGCGGCCAACGCCAGGCGAGAGCGACCCACGACGAUCAGCAGCAGCAGCGAGAGAAGGAAGAGCGCGAGCGCAAGGAGAAGGAGAAGCGCGAGGCCGAGGAGAGGCAGAGGAAGGAGCAGCAGCAGCAGCAAGAGGAGGAGCGGAAGCGCAAGGAGGCCGAGGCGAGGCAGAGACAGCAGCGGGAGGCGAAGGAGCGCGCGGACCGCGAGGAGCGGGAGAGGAAGGAGCGCGAGGAGAGGGAGCGCAAGAAGAAAAAGGAGGAAGAAGAGGCCGCCAAGCAAAAGGCCGCGCAACAAGAGACCAAGGCGCGAGACAGCGUGGGCAAGCUCAACCUGCACCGCUUCGCGUUCCUCGACGCCGAAUCGCCCGACGAGCUCUUCGCCGAGGUCGCGCCGCCCAAGGAGGAGGCCAGCGAGUCCGGCGCCAAGAGCCGACGGCAGGCGAGGCCCGCCAGCAGCGCCGGCGCCGCUCCGAUCGCGACAGCCAAGGACGAGGCGCCGGCGGCCGCCAAGGCCGAUCGCGGCAAGCUGAGCCAGGAGCGAUUCGCGUUCCUCGGCGGCGAGGCCGAGAAGGAGGCCGACGCCGGCGAGUCCGUCGUCGGCGAGACCGCGGGGUCGAAGGGCAUUCUCAAGGAGCGGCCCCGAAGCCAGUCCGGCGGCAAGCGCGUCUCCUUCUACGCCGGUGACAAGGGCGGCGAUGAUGGUGGUGGUGACGACGACGAGGAGGAGGACGAGGCGGCGGCGGCGGUGAAGCAGGUAGAGAAGCAGAAGAGGGAGGAGGAGGAGAGGAGGGAGCGCGAGAUGAAGGAGAAGCAGGAGAAGGAGCGGAGGGACAAGGAGCGACGUGACAAGCUGCGCGAGGAGCGGGUGGCCAAGGCCACCGGCGGCGAGGGCGUCGGCUCGGUCGCCGGCGAGAAGAAGGGCGGGAGCGUGCGCAUCAACAAUGAGAAGUGCGCAGCGUGCUCCAAGACCGUCUACUUCAGCGAGCGUCUGUCGGCCGAAGGCGUCAUCUUCCACGUCGCGUGCUUCAGGUGCAAUCAUUGUAACGGUAAGCUGAAGCUGGGCAGCUAUGCCUCCCUUGAGGGCAAGUACUUCUGCAAGCCGCACUUCAAGCAGCUGUUCAAGGCCAAGGGCAACUACUCGGAGGGCUUCGGCAAGGAGAAGCCCACGGCCAAGUGGCUCUCGCGCUCGACCUCGGAGAAGAGCCUGGACCGCGGCUCGUACGCGUUCGACGAUGAAGAUGACGAGCGAGCAGAGGAGCAGAAGAGGGACGCCCAGCCGGAGGCCAAGCCCGUCGCGCAGCCGAGAAAGCCCGCGCAGUCGGCCCAGACCGAGCCCGCGCAGCCCAAGCCACAACAGCAGACUGGCGGCGGUAAGCCGCCGGUGAAGAAGAGCGUGCUGGCGCGCUACGCGCACGUCACCGGCGCUGCCGAGGGCGAAGGCAACGCCAACGGCGACGAAGCGCCCAAGAAGGCCGGUCCCGCUGCUGCAUCGGGUCCGAGCGACUACAGCGUGGACGAGGAGGUGUCGAAGCUGUGCGACAUCGCCGAGCGGCUGGUGGGCGGGCCGCGUGGCCUGUUCAAGUUCCGGGACAUUUUCUACGACGACGAGGCCGAGUCCGCCUUCGAGUCGCUCGUGGGCACCCUCCUCGCCGCCCGCAAGCGCAAGAUCCUCGUCUUCGACUCGCCCAUGCUGCUCCAGGGCGUGCACGACGACCUCGAUAUCGUCUUCACCGGCCGACCUGGUGGUCACUGA
Messenger RNA from Acanthamoeba castellanii str. Neff, 3981 nucleotides. Its product is annotated as SAM domain (Sterile alpha motif) domain containing protein. NCBI's taxonomy places the organism in Eukaryota, Discosea, Longamoebia, Acanthamoebidae. The record is from RefSeq and is a predicted model, not a curated record. The coding region runs from base 1 to 3981 and encodes 1326 amino acids. Gene Ontology annotation, molecular function: actin filament binding. The transcript is spliced from 5 exons. Gene Ontology annotation, cellular component: plasma membrane; actin cytoskeleton. Gene Ontology annotation, biological process: actin filament bundle assembly.